CUCGAACUACCCCUCAAGUCAAGUCGCUCUUUCCCAACUCGCCACAUUGGCGCUCCGGAGACUCCUGCCGUCAGUAGCAAUGGCAGGCGCGGAGUUCAACAUUGUGAUCCUUUCUUCGAGUCCACCAGCUCCCGAGCUCUAUUCUCCGCAAGAUGCGCCACCGAGCAGUCAACGCGUCGCCAUGCGCGCAUACUCGCCAUUCUCCCCUUCGCCGCCUACCAGCCCAAAGAGGUACUUGAAUGGCGCGUUAGUUUCAGGCUCGAAGGCCGUGGUUGUUCCUCCUACGACUGCCAGGGGAUUUGCCACCGUGGGCAGUCUCAUGCGCUCCGAGCACUUUGCGCAGCCAAUGGACGAUGACUCUACGGACGCACAGCUGGUACAAUCAAGAAGGGGGUCUCUAGAGGAUAUGGUAGAGGCGCCGCCUGCAAAGAAACCGAGGAAACGUGUUACGAAGGCUUCUGUGGCAGUCGAGGGCGAGCCAAAGUCAAAGCCACCGCCAAAGACACGAAAGGCAAAGGUCAACACAGACGAUCACGAACUCCGCGCAGCGCCAACGAAAUCUUCAUACUUUGCUACUGCGGAUGCGGAAACUACACUCGAUGCACCAAACGAAGUUCCAACUACCGCUCCUAAACUCACAAAGGCAGGCAAGCCACGGAAACCGCGCACGAAGAAAGAGAAAGUCGAGGGUGUUACAGAUCUCAAGCCCAAGCGAACGAGGGUCACAAAGCCUAAAGUCGCAAAGGCCACCGGGAAGACGCAGCGAGGGAAUGUGCGCAUUGUGUCUGCACAUUUUCCUGACAAGGAUGAACACAAUGACACAACAGCAGAAGGACUGGCGGACAAGCACGUUGCUGACAAUGAACCCUCAUCGAUAUGGGAUUUGCCCUCGAGUCCUCGACUGAGGAAACAAGCUUCGUCCAAACCACCUUCGGGUCCUUUGACAGAGGGCCUCGAUCUCGAUGAAGCGGUGGCGAGAAGACGGGAUUGGACACCGCCGAGAGACACGAAUACUACAGACUUUUCGACUCCUUUCACAGACUCAACGGGAAAGGAGAACAGACCUUUAGUGAUGGACGCUAGUGCGAGCUUCGGCAGUAUGCUGACCAGCUUUGCUUACGCCCAGUCGCCUUCAGCAAAACCCAAGGUCACUACGACCAAAACAAUGAUCGAUGUCGUGGGAUCAAUAAAACGACGGCGAGCAGAGCCCGUCAGCGUACCCAGCCACAGCAGGAACUCGUCUCCGGAAAAGGGCAAAGCCCCCAAGAAAAAACCGCGCACUAUCACAGAUAUCGUUACCGAACAAUAUGCAUCAAAAGACCCAGCAACAGAUCCCAGCACUGUGACCAGCGAAUUCUUCCCAAGUCGGACAACUACAACGACGAAAAAGGUGCCUUUGAACGACACGACUAGCAUCGAUCCCGAGGCACCGUCAAAAAAGCCGCCUCGUAAACGCGCGACCUCCAAGACUACGGCUGAAAAGGCAGAACCUAAGGCGAAAGCCAAAAGGGCACCCGCGAAAUCUAAAGCAAAACCCAAGCCUGUGGCUGAAAAACUGCUGAGCCCGGCUUCCGCAGUACUUCGGAUGGACACACAGAGUAUCUUGUUUGGAACAUCAAGUCAACUUGCGAUCGAAGAAUCACCCACAACAGUGCGUCAGAUUCAGCAAGCGAUGAGGGAGUCGGAGCACGACGCUGAUCUUCUUUCUGAUAUCUUUUCGCAAGCUCCUCCGCGCUGGCCGAAACUUGGAAAGGUGAUAGGCCAGAGUAACUUGUGGGAGGCGAGUGCACGAGAUGUUGAAGGUGGAUUGCUCGAGCAGAUGGAGGAUGUAUAUAUUCCCGAGCCUGAUCGGACGCAAGAUAUUGCAUUGCUCAUGGAUGGUGCACAUGACGAACCUGACGCUGCGCCUGAAUUUGUCGAUAUCGAUGACCUUGAGCCUCCACUAGAUGUUAUCAUCUCUUCGAACCCACCGACACCCCUGCACGUAUCACAACAUGUUUCGCCGACCAUGGCUACGCCUGUGAAUCAUGCGAACGCGGAUAACUACACUUUCAAAAACAUCGAUGACUUCGAGCAGGAACCACCACCCUCGAACCAGAAUGCCAAGUCCCAGGACAGCUUCGCCGAUAUCGAUGAUUUCAACUUCCCACCGUCAGCCCAACUUCGCGUUUCGCCUUUACCAAAGGCAGUAGCUCCAGCACUGGCGACGUCGAACGGCUCGCCCAAGAAGCGUCGUGGUAAGCCUCCAAAGUCGAUGUCUGCUGUACCCACAGUCACAGCAUCGUCCGCAUCGGCAUCAAAACAAUCGACUUCCAAACCCGCAGUGUCACGGGUCAAAGCAAAGAAAUCACCACCUAGAUCUCCCGCAACACCCCCAAAGUCUACAGGCCGCUUCAUCGACAUUGAGGAAAUCCUCGACUCGGAAGACGAAGCACUUGAGAUACUGUCCCCCACACCACCUCGAAUACAUAGCUCGCCUGACAUACCACUCGCACUCACACCUAGACCUCCUUCGUUUGCGAUCUCAACUCCGCCCUUACCCUCUACCGCUUCCAUCGGUAUCGCCACACCGACCACCACGGAUGGUGUCACUAGGGUCCACCGCAUUCCCGCCCCGCACCUCGAAUACACACACAUCAAACCACACCUCUUUGCGCAAAUCACGGCUCAUGUCCGCUCAAUGACACCGACAACCGAUCCGAAGAAACCAAACUGGCACGAGAAGAUCUUGAUGUAUGACCCCAUCGUUCUGGAAGAUUUCACUGCGUACUUGAACAUGUAUACUUCGAUCCGCUUGUACAGGCGCGCGACGCAAAAACAGGUCAAGGAGUGGAACAAGUUCCAGAAAAAUAGAGCAGAGAAAGACGUGAGUGUUGAUCUUGUUGAUGGGGGAGGCGAUGCGGUGUUCAGCAUGGAUGGCGAUUUGCAGGACGUGCUGGCUGUGGAGAGAGAGUUGGAGGCUAUCGUGGUGAGGGAUUGGUGCGAGAGUCAGAGUGUGUGUGCGAUCUGGAGUAAGGAGGGGAGGAAGAAGGGGAGUGCUAGGAAGGGUUUCUAUUGAUGAAAACUCACGGAUGAGGUUUGUAUAAUAGACAGAAUGAAUGUGUUAUGAAAGUUCU
Messenger RNA from Dothidotthia symphoricarpi CBS 119687, 3116 nucleotides. RefSeq lists its product as uncharacterized. Gene Ontology annotation, molecular function: 5'-flap endonuclease activity. The transcript is spliced from 2 exons. Gene Ontology annotation, cellular component: nucleus; Slx1-Slx4 complex. The record is from RefSeq and is a predicted model, not a curated record. Lineage: Eukaryota; Fungi; Ascomycota; Dothideomycetes; Pleosporales; Dothidotthiaceae. Gene Ontology annotation, biological process: DNA repair; DNA replication. Bases 80 to 3058 code for a protein of 992 amino acids.